Molecule: messenger RNA, 974 nt
Organism: Candidula unifasciata
Lineage: Eukaryota; Metazoa; Mollusca; Gastropoda; Stylommatophora; Geomitridae
Source: the annotation of a GenBank genome assembly
ACAUGUCUACAAGUGUUGUCCGCACUCAAGACAUGUCUACAAGUGUUGUCUGCAGUCAAGACAUGUCUACAUGUGUUGUCCGCACUCAAGACAUGUCUACAUGUGUUGUCUGCACUCAAGACAUGUCUACAUGUGUUGUCUGCACUCAAGACAUGUCUACAUGUGUUGUCUGCACUCAAGACAUGUCUACAUGUGUUGUCUGCACUCAAGACUUGUCUACAUGUGUUGUCCGCACUCAAGACAUCUCUACAAGUGUUGUCCGCAGUCAAGACAUGUCUACAAGUGUUGUCCGCACUCAAGACAUGUCUACAAGUGUUGUCCGCAGUCAAGACAUGUCUACAUGUGUUGUCCGCACUCAAGACAUGUCUACAUGUGUUGUCUGCACUCAAGACAUGUCUACAUGUGUUGUCCGCACUCAAGACAUGUCUACAUGUGUUGUCUGCACUCAAGACAUGUCUACAUGUGUUGUCCGCAGUCAGGACAUGUCUACAUGUGUUGUCCGCAGUCAGGACAUGUCUACAUGUAUUGUCCGCACUCAAGACAUGUCUACAUGUGUUGUCCGCAGUCAGGACAUGUCUACAUGUGUUGUCCGCAGUCAGGACAUGUCUACAUGUAUUGUCCGCACUCAAGACAUGUCUACAUGUGUUGUCUGCACUCAAGACAUGUCUACAUGUGUUGUCUGCACUCAAGACAUGUCUACAUGUGUUGUCUGCACUCAAGACAUGUCUACAUGUGUUGUCUGUACUCAAGACUUGUCUACAUGUGUUGUCCGCACUCAAGACAUGUCUACAAGUGUUGUCCGCAGUCAAGACAUGUCUACAAGUGUUGUCCGCACUCAAGACAUGUCUACAUGUGUUGUCCGCAGUCAAGACAUGUCUACAAGUGUUGUCCGCAGUCAAGACAUGUCUACAAGUGUUGUCCGCAGUCAAGACAUGUCUACAAGUGUUGUCCGCAGUCAAGACAUGUCUACAUGA